AUGAUUCUGAAACAGAAAACGAAGCAGAUAGGAGUAGUAGGAGUGGCCCUUCUUCUGUAUUUACAGCUUAUUGCGUGUGCCCUAAUAGAGAGCGAUGUGCUAGCGAUAAACAAGUACUGGCAGGACAGGAUAAGCUUUAUAGACAGAGAGAUUAAAGUGCGCAAAAACAUUUUCAAAGUAGUUAAAACCAUCGAGUUUCCCCGGAAGCGAGUUACGCUAAACUCUGCAGAUAACAUAGAAUUGGAAGCAGUGAAUGAAGUGGUGCUUAUAAACAUAAAUGAAAUAGAAAAGAGACGAAAGAUCUUUGAGGCAAGCAUAAACAACAUAAUGAUGCAGACAAACACAAUAAUAAAUUUAUACCAACGUUUAAAAAACAGUAUAGAGCUUGAUAGCGAAAAAAGAGACGAAAUUAGCAAAGAAAUUGAAAACAAAAAUACCGAAAUAUGCAGAAUGAUUCUGCUGGUCUUUAGGGCCAACAGCUCAGUAAUUAAGGAAAUAAACAGCUACGACACAUACAUGCUAAAGGUAAUAGACUGGUGUGUCUCAAAAAAGCUGGAUGUGCACAAUCUAACGCUCUUCAAGCUUGCAAGACAGAACAAGCUGCUGGCUACCAACAUAAUAUAUACUCUCUUUGAGAUAUUUAUGGGCAAAAAAAAAGAAAAUGUAGAAGAUCUGCUGCUGCAAUUGCCCAAUGUUCUGACAACUCACAUCUCAAGCGAAAAUGUAAGCACAUUUAUGGAGGCCAUAAGAAAAGACGUAAAAGAAGGAGCUGCAAAUCUUUUCCAGUCAGCAGAUGCACACCUGCACUUGCUGUGCGACAAACACAACUUUAAAAUCUCCGUGCUGGAUCCAGAGACAAUGUGCAUAUACUUCAACCUCGCAAAAAAGAAUCUUUCAGAAGAGGAAAUAAGACAGUACAUAAACAUCACGCCAGAACAGGUGGUAAAAGUAGUAAUAAUAGAAUUUUUGAUGGCAGGAGAUCUCUUGGACCACAAAGAGAACAAUCUCUUCGCUUCACUCGGUAAAAUAAUACAGAGAAUGUAUACUCAGGACAGCACGCUUCCCAGCACCUACGAAGAGAUGCAAGUAAGAAGAGAAAAACAGAAUAAAAUACUUGAUGUUUUGAGCAUCAUGUGGGAUGACUACGAACUGACAAAGAAGGCUGAAUACACAGAAAUUGAGAACCUGUGCGAAAGCAACGACAUCCCGUGCUUUGACUUCAGGAAGAUAAACAGCAGCUUCCGAUCUGUUGCAUGGAUGUACGCAAUAGACGCGUACAAACCAACUCCUGAGACCGAUUUGGGCUUGGAGCUGCACUUCGACAUGUCCUACACCAAUCCCAUGUGGUACAUAUGCAAAAGAUGCGAGCACAUUAACCGCAUGGCUGCCAGCAAAAAUAACGAGCACGGAACAGAGCCCUUCGCAGAAACAAAAGAUGGCGUGCUUAUAACACCAGACAGAAUAAGCGCAGUUGGCGAGGAUGCAGCCUGUGCAGAACGCAUGAGAAGCUGCAUGAAGGCGUGGUUCACAAAGUCGGCUAAAGUUAUACACAGGAAAGAAGACAGCCAAGAAUACUGCAACCUGGCUGAUGACUUUACCAAGUACCUGAAAAUACACAUAGAGGAAGACACAGAGCAGAAAGAGCCAUCUGCAGAGACAGAUAAAUCUGAACUCUCCAAAAGCAAUCCAUUGUUGCAGAGCAAGUUCUCCUCUGAAGAAAGCACUGAUACCAUUGGUUUGUAA
Nematocida minor is the source of this 1743-nucleotide messenger RNA. RefSeq lists its product as uncharacterized. The coding region runs from base 1 to 1743 and encodes 580 amino acids. NCBI's taxonomy places the organism in Eukaryota, Fungi, Microsporidia. The transcript has a single exon. The record is from RefSeq and is a predicted model, not a curated record.